AUCAGAGAGAAAUUAAGAGAAAGAAAAAACAAUAGUUAUCAAUGGAGGCCAAGAAAAACACCAUUACCGUACUGAUGUUACCAUGGCUAGCACAUGGUCACAUAAGUCCAUUUCUAGAGUUAGCCAAAAAACUCACAAAUAAAAACUUUCACAUUUACAUGUGUUCCACUCCUGUGAACCUAAACUCCAUCAAGGAAAGUGUCACAGAGAAAUAUUCUCAGUUAAUAGAAUUAGUUGAGAUUCAUCUUCCAUCUUUGCCAAAUCUUCCUCCUCAUUACCACACCACGAAUGGCCUUCCAUCCCAUCUCAUGAACACUCUCAAAACAGCUUUUGAAAUGGCCGCUCCAAAAUUUUCCAAAAUAUUACAUACUCUAAAGCCGGAUUUGGUCAUUUAUGACUUCAAUCAGCCAUGGGCUGCUGAUUCUGCUUCCUCUAUGAACAUUCCUGCAGUGCUGCUCCUCACUUUUGGUGCAGCUGAUGUUUCUUUCGCAAUCCAAAUGUCCACAGAAGAGAAGUUCCCAUUUCCUGAAAUUUACCUGCGAGAAUACGAAAUGCUUUCAUUGAAGGAAGCUAUUACUGACGCACCAGGUAACAAGUUUGAAUUAGAGGAGGCCCUUAGGCGAUCGCGCGACAUUAUUCUGGUGAAAACUUGCAAAGAUUUUGAAGGGAAAUAUAUGGAUUAUCUUUCAACUUUGGUUUCCAAAAAAAUAGUCCCCGUUGGUUCACUAGUUCAAGAAUCCAUUGACCGAGAUGACCAUGAGGAAAUCACACAAUGGCUUGACAAGAAAGAAGAAUGUUCAAGUGUGUUUGUUUCAUUUGGGAGUGAGUAUUUUCUAUCUAAUGAGCAGAUACAUGCAGUCGCUCAAGGACUAGAGCUUAGCAAAGUGAAUUUCAUUUGGGUCAUUAGGUUUCCACAAGGUGAAAAAAUUAGUAUUCAAGAUGCAUUACCAGAAGGGUUUCUUGAAAGGGUAGGAGAAAGAGGAAUGGUUAUGGAUGGAUGGGCCCCUCAAGCAACAAUUCUUCAACACCCAUCAAUUGGUGGGUUCGUGAGUCACUGUGGAUGGAGUUCUUUCAUGGAAAGUAUGAAGUUUGGUGUGCCCAUAAUUGCCAUGCCCAUGCAUCUUGAUCAACCAAUGAAUGCUAGGCUUGUGGAAUAUAUCGAGAUGGGAGUGGAAGCAUUGAGGGAUGAGAAUGGAAAGUUACAAAGUGAAGAAAUUGCAAAGGUGAUAAGGAAAGUGGUAGCGGACGAAAGUGGGGAGGCUGUGAGGAAGAAAGUUAAGGAACUGAGUGAGAAGAUGAAUAUGAAAGGGGAUGAGGAGAUAGACGAAGUGGUGGAAGAGUUGGUGGCUCUUUGUAGCUACAAAUGAGCAAUAAUAUUUAAGUUAUAUCUGUGAUGAAUUUUUUACGCUAUCAGUGUAACUGGACUAUUAUAGCAAGUUAUUUAUCAUCCUUUUCAGGUACCAAGCGUUUUCUCUAGACAAUUACUUUUAUAGUUGGCACAAUUAACAUCAUAUCAAAAAUUAUUUUCACUAGGAAUGUAUAUAACUAAAAUCUCAC
Lycium ferocissimum is the source of this 1557-nucleotide messenger RNA. Its product is annotated as UDP-glucosyltransferase 29-like. Gene Ontology annotation, molecular function: UDP-glycosyltransferase activity. NCBI's taxonomy places the organism in Eukaryota, Viridiplantae, Streptophyta, Magnoliopsida, Solanales, Solanaceae. The transcript has a single exon. The coding region runs from base 42 to 1367 and encodes 441 amino acids. The record is from RefSeq and is a predicted model, not a curated record.